Molecule: messenger RNA, 1833 nt
Organism: Aspergillus luchuensis
Lineage: Eukaryota; Fungi; Ascomycota; Eurotiomycetes; Eurotiales; Aspergillaceae
Product: DUF3176 domain-containing protein
Exons: 1
Coding region: 1-1833 (610 amino acids)
Source: RefSeq, a predicted model, not a curated record
AUGGCAGAGGCCCCGGCAACCACUACAACAUCAAUUCAUCCACCCACUCCCCCCGCAGACGAUGCCGCCGAGGCCAAUAUACCUUUGCUCUCCAUCCCAGAGCCUCGGACUUUGGUUCAAGAGCGCAGACCAGCUCCAGAGAAAAAUGCCACAAACCACAACCCUCCCCGGAAAUUUGACUGGGCUGGAUCGUGGACGAUGGAGAUCGCCAGUGCAAUAUUCAGCGCAACAUGUCUGAUCCUCCUAGUUGUUUUCCUUUACUACGUGGACGGGACUGACUACAAUACCUGGCAUUAUCGCCUGUUGCCCAACACUGUCGCCUCGACUAUCGUUACCGUCGCCAAAGCCACCCUCCUGCUUGUCGUGUCCUCUUCUUUAAGCCAAUUGAAAUACGAUCACCCCAACCAAAGAACCCCGCUCUACCACAUCCAGGUGCUGGAUCAAGCGAGCCGAGGGCCAUGGGGCUCACUGGAAGUGCUCUGGCGGUGGAGACUUCAGCCGGGGUUGAUUACCGCCGGAGCCUUCCUGACUGUCUUCUCUCUAGCCAUCGACCCACUCGCACAGCAGAUUCUGAGCUACCCCCUGAUCAGGAUCAAAGCACCCACCUCGAACGGGUUGACGUAUGCUCAAUGCACACACAGUUACUCCACACAAGCCAUGACAGGCUUGAUAGCCGAUCUAGCUAGUUAUGCAGUUGACCCGGACAUGCUCGAAGCAAUCAUAAGCGGCCUAGGCGGCCAAAGCACAGGGCUCGAACCAUUCUGCUCCACCGGCGACUGCGAGUAUCCAGAUUUCAUCUCCUUGGGCAUCUGCUCGUCAUGCUCAGACGUAACAGCCGCAUCCACCCAGCUCUGCACUUUAGCGCCCUACUCUGUUGUUAAUAUAGCCGACCAUUCUGUUAUAUUCAACCAUUCUGUCGCCAUCAACUGCAUAUACACAAGCCCUACCAACCACACCAUCGCCCCGCAAAUCUGGCCCGCCACAAUGUCCGGAGGAGAAACCGAAAUCAACGUCUACCGCCAACCCUGGACCUCUACCGUCACCUCCUCCGAGCAUGCCACCCCACACAUCAGCUCCUUCCUUUCCGCUAGAUACGCAAACCCAAAACUAACCUACACCACCCAAAAUACCACCGCAUGGGAAGCGAAACCAACCUUGACGGAAUGCACCCUCAGCUACUGCGAGCGCCACUACACCCACAACUUUUACAACGCAACCGGCCACCGCACUCUGACGACGACCAACUCCCAAAUCCUUGGGAACGCUAGCUCGAUCGAUCCUCAUUUCACGGUCUUCCCUUCCCUCAACCGCAGCACAGCGACCAACUAUACAGUGGACGACUCUACCAUACAGUCCCUGAAUGAUAUGCUUGAAGGAAUCUUCAACAGCACCUUGCUUGGAAGCUUGUCCGACCCGACCAACACCUAUGCGCUGCUACUCUACAAUAGCAACAAUCUGACCGAGUCUAUGGCGCAAAUGGCCACCGCCAUGACGGAUGUGAUGCGCUCGCGAUCAGGGUCAGGGAGUUCAAAUGUGGAUGGGGCCGCGUACACGUCACGCACGGUGAUUCAUGUGCGCUGGGGCUGGAUUGCUGUGCCUGUUGCUGCGGUUAUCUGGGGGGUCGGGGUUCUGAUGGGGACGGCUGCUCGGUCAAAGGGGUCAAUUCUGUGGAAGGCGUCGGUGUGGCCGUUGGUUCUGGGAAGGGUAAGGAUGAGGGCCGGACGGGAGCUGGUAGACAUGGAGGAGCCGCGGGUGGACUGGGUAGUCGGGGUGAUGAAAGAGGUGGAGGUUAUAAGGGAAGAUGGGUUUCCGGUUGUAUGGGCUGAGGUCUAG